GCGAGUGCUCUAACCACUGAGCUACAGGACUCCAUUUGACAGAGGUAGAAGUUAGACACAGCGUAUAAGCGGCUCCAAACUUCGGGGAGGUGGAGGGAACAUCCACUUGGUUACUGGCAACUGAUGGGUUUGUUUGGCAGAAGGUUUGGACAACGGUUGGACUCCGCACCUCCCACCCCCGUGAGAGCCUGUCAACUGGUUCAGCGUAAGAUUUACAUGUGUUUACCACCGGCGGAAAAAAACAAACGGCCUCUUGUGACUUUGCUGAGACCAAUGGAAAAGCCUCCAAUAAUUUGCUGGGCUUAAGCUUCCUUUACAAUAGUAGAACGUGGAAUAGAGUCAAGAGACCCGGAAUCGGAUCUGUCACUGAUUCUUUUUUUGAAAAGAAGACAAAGACAAAGAAACAGCAACUUUCAGACUAAGCCGCCACCCUGUCCUUUAAACCCCUCGACAGCCUUCGGAAGGGUUAAUGUGAUUGUUCCAUUUGGUUUCCCCCAAGGUCUGGACACUUGACACUUGAGCGUCGUUAACAACCAGAGCAAAACUCAUCUCUGGAGAGAGAGAGAGAGAAAUAUAUAUAUCACAGAAAUGACUCGAGAACCCGAGGAAGAUAGGAUCAUGGCAAUUCAACCUCAAAAUAUCCCAAACCUCAGGCAACUGUGUUCGGGCUUUGCCAACAUCUACCGCUCAGCCAGCCCGGACCAUGCCAGCGAGGAGGAGGUCAGAGUUUUGAAGGAGCUCUUGGGGAUCCGAUUGAUCAUCGACCUCCGCUCAUCCGAGGAACUCCAAGAUUCGUCUCACGGGGGUCGGAAGCCGAUCGAUAUUUCCUACGAAAGACUGAAGGUCACAGAGGAGGAAAUGGAAGACACGAAGCGCAAGGGCACCACAGGGAAACUGCUCUCAGGGGAGGCACAAGGCGUCCGCUGUGUCCUGAGCUUUGCCACCAAGAAAUACAAGGCUCGACUCCUCACAACCAUGUCCGCCUGCCAGAAAGUGCUGCUGAUGUUCAUGGCUCUGAUCGAUCGGGUUUUCCACACCUGGCUGUCUCAGAGAUACCUGACCACCCGUGUCCUUAAUCCCAGGGGGGUGAAGCAACAGUACACAGAUCUGGUCGACACUUCCCAGACUGUCAUCUUUACAAUCUUGAAGUUGUUGUCUGAGCCCAGAAAUGUCCCUGCUCUGAUACACUGCACGGCUGGGAAGGACAGGACUGGGGUCACUGCUGCUCUCAUACAACUAGCCGUAGGUUGGCCAAAGAAAAACAUCAUAGAGGACUACACGGCCAGCACGCAAGGUAUAAAGCCGAUAUAUGAAAAGCUUCACACACUUUACUGUAAAAAAAUGGGAUUCACCGAAGAUCUCCUACUAAGCUCCAAAGAAUAUAUAAAAGCAGUACUGGAACACGUAGACAAUACAUAUGGAUCCGUGAAUGACUACCUAACAAGUUUUGGAUUCGGUCCAGACGACCAGGAGAAACUGAAGAGAAAUAUAUUGAGAAGUAAAAUAUAGCAGGAUGCAUACACAGACAUUAUUGUGUUUGUACAUUGAGUUACAGUUAGCACUAGUAAUAUCACUAAUAGAGCUGAGUCUGAAGCCAGGUUCCCAGUGUUUGAUUAUAGAAGUUGUAGUCUAAUAAUAAUGAACAUUAAACAAAUUUAGAAUGGAGAAAGUACUGACAGUCAUGGGAUAGGACACAUCUGGUUUUCUCUGUUUUUGAAAGAAUAACAGGACAGCUCUGGAAAAGGGCAGAGGGUCACCUCUUAUCAGUAAAUGACAACAAGCCACAGAGGUAACGGUCCAAGGUACCGGUCGACACAGGAUCUCGACUUAGUAAUAAGUUGCUAGAUUCUGACAGGGACUGCCAAGCGACAAAAGGCAACCAGCAACAACAACAAUAUGAUUGCAUUUACAGAGCGCCUUUCACGUCGGGAGGACGUCCCAAGGCGUUGAAGAAUAGCAACAAAUGAGCAAGUUGCUUAAACUAGAGGACCUUGGUACCAUCCCGGGAUACUGAUAAGAAAUAACAAGUCACUUGAAACGAAUGUACUAAUGAUUCCACAUAAUAAAAUAACAAGCACCAGAUGCAGUCAAACUGAUCAGUCUCCUAUCUUAGACAGGAAAAAGGGAAGACCUCGUGAAGACUCAGUCAUGCUGGCACCAAGCCACAUGAUUGAUUAACCUGAGUACGUGACUGUAUCAGAAGUGGGUAGAGGGGCCCUAGUUAGGCCGAGGCAGUUGGUCGACAAACUGCCGAAUAAGGUGAGGUAAAAUACGAAGAGAUUGGAUAUGUAAAUACGGGAUGUAAUGGCAAGUCAGGCGACUGACUAUAAGUAGCCGAAAAAGAGAAGUGGAAAGCAGUCCGGAACAGCGCUAACAGACGGUCAUGGAAGAUUGAAAGCCUGAAUAACUGAAGCAACUAAGAAAGAACCCUGUUCCGGACUCGCAGUACUCGUUCUAGUGGCGUUGACGGUUGACUGCUGAAAUAAGUGCAUUUCAAUGGUAUUUUUGUUUGAAUAAACUUGGCUUAACAGACUUUACCUAAA
Molecule: messenger RNA, 2543 nt
Organism: Callorhinchus milii (elephant shark)
Lineage: Eukaryota; Metazoa; Chordata; Chondrichthyes; Chimaeriformes; Callorhinchidae
Exons: 4
Coding region: 589-1509 (306 amino acids)
Biological process (GO): dephosphorylation
Molecular function (GO): phosphoprotein phosphatase activity
Source: RefSeq, a predicted model, not a curated record